Messenger RNA from Helianthus annuus (common sunflower), 849 nucleotides. RefSeq lists its product as uncharacterized. The record is from RefSeq and is a predicted model, not a curated record. The coding region runs from base 1 to 849 and encodes 282 amino acids. The transcript is spliced from 2 exons. Lineage: Eukaryota; Viridiplantae; Streptophyta; Magnoliopsida; Asterales; Asteraceae.
AUGGAGGCUUUUUCAGGUCUAAUGAACAAAGCUAUCGAUGUAGGAGCAUUUGACGGGGUACAUCUUCCUAACGAUGGCCCGGUUCUAUCUUAUUUAUUAUAUGCGGAUGACGCGAUGUUGAUGGGAGAGUGGUCAGCUUUCAACUUUGUUAAUAUGAAGCAGAUUCUUUGGACUUUUUAUUUGUGUUCCGGUCUGAAGAUUAAUCUUCACAAGUCGAUGUUGUUUGGUAUUGGGGUCGAUAAUAAUGAGCUAAAGGCUAAAGCAGCUUCUUUAGGGUGUAAAGCAGGGGAUAUUCCGUUUCUUUAUUUGGGCAUCAAGGUUGGCACGAAUAUGGACAGGAUUGCGAACUGGGAACCGGUGGCGCCUAAGAAUAUCAUAAAUGAGUUGGAAGGAAUGAUGAGAAGGUUUUUGUGGGGUGGAUCCAACGACGUUAGGAAACUAAGUUGGGUUUCGUGGGAGAUUGUUACUAAAUCUAUUACGGAUGGAGGCCUGGGAAUUGCUAGGCUUGAAGUAAAUAAUAAUGCAUUGAUAGUAAAAUGGUUAUGCAGGUUUUUAAAUGAACAUCAAGAUUUGUGGAGAAGGGUUGUGGUCUCUAUACACGGUUCGAGUAGGACUUGGGGGAUCGCUCCGGUUAACAGUGCCUAUACUAGUGUGUGGAAGAAUUGUGUUUUGUUUUGGAAUAGGUUCAAGGUCGAUGGGGUUGGUCUUAAUUAUGUGAUUCGUGGUAAAGUAGGAAACGGGACGCAUAUACGGUUUUGGUUAGAUACAUGGUUAGGUGACGAACCAUUUAAAGAUAAAUUUCCCAACUUGUUUGUGGUGGAAAAACAAAAAAAGGGUGAUGGUGAGUGA